This is a messenger RNA of Fusarium sp. VM40, 1137 nucleotides long. The record is from the annotation of a GenBank genome assembly. NCBI's taxonomy places the organism in Eukaryota, Fungi, Ascomycota, Sordariomycetes, Hypocreales, Nectriaceae.
AUGUCUUUUCGAAAGCGCAAUGUAGUUAUCGGCACUGCUGGGUCUUCAUCGCCUACUGCUCGACAAGAGAAGUCUCUUGCGCCUGGAACAAGACCGUCGCCGUUAGAUGGACGUUUGACGACAUCAACGGGUACACAAUCGCUAGACCAACUGCUAUCAGGCCAUGCCGGAAUGCCUAUGGGGACUUCCCUGCUUGUGGAAGAGACCGGGACCACGGACUUUGGAGGUGUACUUCUGCGAUAUUAUGCUGCUGAAGGGCUUGUCCAAGGACACCAAGUCCACCUCCUAGGUUUCGGUGAUGCAUGGAGGAGGGAGCUUCCUGGUCUCGGCAGUCCAGACGGAGCGAAGAAGAACGCCAAAUCCAGUUCAUCCUCAGACGAAAAGAUGAAAAUUGCCUGGCGUUAUGAGACACUAGGGCAGCGUAACAUUCCAACUCGAGAUUCUCAAACACCAACAAGCCCUGGACAAGUGACAAGUACUUUCUGCCAUGGUUUUGAUUUGACCAAACGUCUUGAGAGUAACGCUAUCAAGGGCCAGUUGCACGCAUCGCCAGUGGAAGGUCCCUUGGCUUCUCCGACAAAUACGCCAUUUCAUAAAUUUAUCACUGAUGUGAGCUCCAAGAUUAAGAACUCACCACUCUGUACCGUUCAUCGGAUUAUCGUACCCAGUCUUCUCUCGCCUACACUCUACAACUCUGCCGCCAGCCAGCCAAAGGAAAUUCUCAAAUUUCUCCACGCUCUCAGAGCACUCCUUCGGCAAUUCCCAACUCAAGUUACAGCAUUUGUGUCAAUUCCUGUGACAUUAUUCCCGCGCUCUACAGGACUAACGCGGUGGAUGGAGUUGCUAUGUGACGGUGUUCUCGAGCUGAUUCCUUUGCAACACCAAGCCCCAGUCAUCCGGGAACCUGGCAGUGACGAUAAGGGACAGGGACUGCUCCGCGCCCACAGUCUACCUGUGUUCCAUGAGAAGGGCGGCGGCCUUGAAGGCACCUGGAACCGGGAGAACCUCUCCUUCAAAUUGAGUAGUUCCAAUGGGUUGGUAAUUACACCAUUUAGUCUACCACCAAUUGGAGAUGAGGAAGAAUCGAGCAUGCCAGCCAAGCCCAGCGAGGCCAAGAAGGAAAGCCUGGAUUUUUGA